Melanotaenia boesemani (Boeseman's rainbowfish) is the source of this 893-nucleotide messenger RNA. RefSeq names its product rho-related GTP-binding protein RhoA-D. Bases 140 to 721 code for a protein of 193 amino acids. Gene Ontology annotation, biological process: small GTPase-mediated signal transduction. The transcript is spliced from 5 exons. Lineage: Eukaryota; Metazoa; Chordata; Actinopteri; Atheriniformes; Melanotaeniidae. Gene Ontology annotation, molecular function: GTPase activity; GTP binding. The record is from RefSeq and is a predicted model, not a curated record.
CCUUACAUGCAGCAAAAUGGGCGGGGUCUUCAGAGUAUCAGUUUGACUGCUUCUCUACCGCUCACUUAGAUUAGCUGUAGGGGCAGUCUGACGGAAACACGAAAGUCCUCGAUAAUUUGGAAGCACACUCUUUUGAGAGAUGGCUGCAAUCAGGAAGAAACUGGUGAUAGUUGGGGAUGGAGCGUGUGGGAAGACAUGUCUGCUUAUUGUCUUCAGCAAGGAUCAGUUCCCAGAGGUCUACGUCCCCACUGUGUUUGAGAACUACAUUGCUGACAUUGAAGUUGAUGGCAAACAGGUGGAGCUUGCAUUGUGGGAUACUGCUGGCCAGGAAGACUAUGACCGACUGCGACCUCUCUCUUACCCAGACACAGAUGUUAUCCUUAUGUGCUUUUCCAUAGACAGUCCCGACAGUUUAGAGAACAUUCCAGAGAAAUGGACACCUGAAGUGAAACACUUCUGUCCAAACGUCCCGAUCAUCCUCGUGGGCAACAAGAAAGACCUUAGGAAUGAUGACCACACACGCAGAGAGUUGGCCAAAAUGAAACAGGAACCAGUGAAGUCUGAGGAGGGCAGAGAUAUGGCCAACCGCAUUGGUGCCUUUGGCUACCUGGAGUGUUCAGCCAAAACCAAGGACGGUGUACGGGAUGUGUUUGAGAUGGCCACCAGAGCAGCUCUGCAGGUCCGCAAACGCAAGAAGAGAAGCGGCUGCCAGCUGCUGUGAGAGUGCAGAGUGUGUUGGCCAGUCGGCACCUGAGGGAGGACUCUCCCAUACACACACAACAAACUUUUGAGAAACAGUAAAUCAGUGGCUUCCAUGGACUCUACUUACUUUAAAAAAAAAAAAAAAAGUUUCCUCAAUGACACGCGGUAAUUGCUUAAUUCUUGUUUUGUUU